CUUAAUAGAAGUCAGAUGAGGCGAGUUACCUACAAUUACGAUGAUAUGGACUGGCCAUGGAGAAAACAGGAUGAUGCUGUUGCUGUUGAGACCCCAUGUCAAGCAGAGGACUCCAGCUCAAUCAUUGUAGCACAUCCUGUUGUGGUUGAAUUCCCUCAAGCAGAUCUGAAGGAUGAUGCUGUUGCUGUUGAGACCCCAUAUCAAGGAGAGGACUCCAGCACAAUCAAUGUAGCACAUCCGGCUGUGGUUGAAUCCCCUCAAGCAGAUCUGAAGGAUGAUGCUGUUGCUGUUGAGACCCCAUAUCAAGGAGAGGACUCCAGCACAAUCACUGUAGCACAUCCUGCUGUGGUUGAAUCCCCUCAAGCAGAUUUGAAGGAUGACGCUGUUGCUGUUGAGACCCCAUAUCAAGGAGAGGACUCCAGCACAAUCAUUGUAGCACAUCCUGUUGAAUUCCCUCAAGCAGAUAUGAAGGAUGAUGCUGUUGCUGUUGAGACCCCAUAUCAAGGAGAGGACUCCAGCACAAUCACUGUACCACAUCCUGCUGUGGUUGAAUCCCCUCAAGCAGAUCUGACGGAAGUAAAAGUAAAGAGACUGGCUCAAGACAAAAAGAGGGACCAGAUCGUGUACAGUACGCAGACCAUUCGUAAGAAACCUGGCAACCUUGAAGAGAUUCACACAGUUAAAAAAUAUGGACAUGCUGUGUCCAUUGGAAACCUGAUUGUGAUACCGACUUUUUGGUUUUUGUUUGUAUUGUGUGUAUAUUUUUUUGUGGAGAAAAAAAGAGGUUCACUAUGAUUAAAGUGUGACAUAGUUUCCAUGCUGAACUGAAUAAAACACUAUGUUAUGUUGGUACUAGUUUGUGUUGAUUUUCAUCAGAGUUCAUUUUCCUGA
This is a messenger RNA of Sardina pilchardus (European sardine), 891 nucleotides long. RefSeq lists its product as uncharacterized. The record is from RefSeq and is a predicted model, not a curated record. Lineage: Eukaryota; Metazoa; Chordata; Actinopteri; Clupeiformes; Clupeidae. Bases 16 to 795 code for a protein of 259 amino acids. The transcript is spliced from 9 exons.